GUCACGUCAGGCUGUUGUUGGAGGGUCUCUUCCCGCGCUCCUGAGUGCAGUCGGGGUAGAGAGGGUGGUGCUUCUUCUCUCUCCGGGGUCCGGCGCCUGACAGUCAUGGUUAGACUCCUCCGACCACUGAUCAAUCCUUCCUGGAGAUGGCUGCUUAUUGUGAAGAUCCCACCGAGGCCUGGUGGAGGUAGUUGCUGGUCACUAAGGCAACGCUUGGGAUCGGGGCCGCGAUGGGAUAGUAGUUUAACAAUCCUGACCCUAACCCUGCCACGUAGGAAGAGAGUUUCAAGCCGCCUGCCCCGAUGUCGGAAUCCCCUCUACAGCGUGCGUUUCUGGCAGCUAGGAACCUCCUAACCCAGGAAGUGGACUUACUGUAUGGUUUCAGGUCUUAGGGGGAGCCCCUCCUCUGCCCCCAAGACGAACUCUUACUUCCUGUUAAUACAGUCCAAGAAUCCCCAUAAUUCAGGAGUGUUCCAGAAAACCCCAUCGUUUCGCUUUGGGGAACGCAGGCAUACAUAAUAGCAGCCUUAAUGAAGUUUUAGAAUCUGCCCUUUCUUAAGCAGAAAACGCUGAGAGCACGAGAAGGUAGUUGGAGUCCCCUAACGAUGGAUAAAUUCGUCAUUCGAACGCCUAGAAUCCAGAAUAGCCCACAAAAGAAAGAUCCUGGAGGAAAGAUUUACAAGCAGGCCACGAUUGAAUCUCUGAAGAGAGUUGUGGUUAUAGAAGACAUAAAAAGAUGGAAAACUAUGUUGGAGCUUCCUGAUCAAACCAAAGAGAAUCUAGUUGAGGCCUUACAAGAAUUAAAGAAGAAAAUACCCUCCAGGGAAGUGUUAAAAUCAACAAGGAUAGGUCAUACUGUAAACAAGAUGCAACAUGCAGAUUCAGAGGUGGCUUGUCUUGCCAAUGAAAUUUACACUGAGUGGAAAACUUUCAUUGAAAAACAUUUGGAUAGACCUUCUAUUGAAGUCCGAAGUGAUCCCCAAACUGAGUCAUUUAGGAAAAACGCCCAGAAAUUACUCUCGGAAGCCUUGGAAUUAAAGAUGGAUCACCUACUGGUUGAAAAUAUUGAGCGGGAAACGUUUCAUCUCUGCUCCCGCCUCAUUAACGGGCCAUACCGGCGGACGGUGAGAGCUCUGGUCUUCACAUUAAAGCAUCGAGCUGAAAUCCGGGAUCAGGUGAAGAACGGCUCGCUGCCGGUCGGCACGUUUGUACAGACCCACAAAAAGUGACCUGAGGAUGGUUCCAACCCUGGGCUGGGCAGAGAGGAAAAUGGGCCUCUCUCUGCCAUUCAAAGACUCUUUUGAGUCUGGGUGAUGGCUGAUGCUGGCUGUGCUAAAUUUUCCCAUGGUGCCAUUCCUUCAGACAGAGGAUGCAGGGAGCCCUGGGAGACAGGCCUGCGGGAACCUGCUUCAUUAGCCGCAGUGCGCUGGUGCUGCCUAACAGGAUGCACGCAGGCUGUCACUAGGAAGCGCCAUACGAUUGCCAUCACCCAACACAGUGAAAGGGUGACGGAUUUCACUGUGAGCAUGCCAAGGACACCUCUAAACUUCCCCCAUGUCAGGCAGAUGAAGUUAACACUUUAUUUCGCCACCCUGCAGGUAACUGAAACUCAAUUACCGCUGCUGCUCACUCGGUUCCAUCCCCCUGAGUUUAGACAGCUCCGGUGCCUCUCAGAACUCCCCUGUCUUUUCUCUUUGCUCUACCCCAGGGGUGAGCCUGCUAGAGCCAGCGACUAGCCCUGCUUUCCAGAGCUCACUUAUCUGAACGUUUCAGCUCUCCCUAGAAGACCUUCUGUGUUGGUCUCUGGAGCCCCCAUGCUGAGGCUUCUAAUGAGGAACUGGCCUGAAGCCUCCCCACACCUCGGGGUUUAUUUGAAUACGGUGGCUCUGGUUUAGGGCUCUGUAGAAGAGACAUAAUGAAAUUUCUCCUGCAAUGAAAUACGGCAGUAAGGAAAACUGCAUAUUUUUUAAAAAAUGAAAUACCUCUGUACAGGCCUGCUUGAACAAUGAUGUAAAUGAUAUUUGCCUUUUUAAAAGUACUAAUAAACUGAGACUUCUGUU
Sciurus carolinensis (gray squirrel) is the source of this 2060-nucleotide messenger RNA. RefSeq names its product transcription elongation factor A N-terminal and central domain containing 2 (gene Tceanc2). The record is from RefSeq and is a predicted model, not a curated record. Gene Ontology annotation, cellular component: nucleus. NCBI's taxonomy places the organism in Eukaryota, Metazoa, Chordata, Mammalia, Rodentia, Sciuridae. Gene Ontology annotation, biological process: DNA-templated transcription.